Molecule: messenger RNA, 561 nt
Organism: Strongylocentrotus purpuratus (purple sea urchin)
Lineage: Eukaryota; Metazoa; Echinodermata; Echinoidea; Camarodonta; Strongylocentrotidae
Exons: 1
Coding region: 1-561 (186 amino acids)
Source: RefSeq, a predicted model, not a curated record
AUGGAUGAGAGUCUUGCACCAUUCAAUGGGAGAGUAGGCUUCAAGCAGUACCUCUCUCUGAAACCGACGAAGUGGGGGAUCAAGUUCUGGGUAAUCACAGAUUCCUGCAUUGGGUUUUGCUUGGACUGGUCAGUCUACACUGGCAAAAAUGAGCAGCAACCAAGAGAUGGUGAUGGAUUGACUACUCGUGUCGUCAAGAAUCUUUUGUGUGCUUUCAAUGGUUCUGGCCGAACAGUGUACACAGACUCAUUCUACACAUCACCUGACCUGUAUGAAUAUCUCCGUGACCAGAAGCUGGGGGCUUGCGGUACCCUAAGAUUGAACAGAAAAGGACUUCCACCGACCACGAGAGAGGCAUCCCUUCAAGCUCAGAAAGGAGACGACCCAGCGUUUUUCCGAAAGGACGACAUGUUGGGUAUCACCUGGCAUGACACCAAGAGGGUUAGUGUGUUGUCUACUGUUCAUGGCUCUGGCACUGUUGACAAAACCAUCCGUGACAAACGAUCAGCAACAGGAACUCGACAAGUGAAGAAGCCCAAAGCAGUGAAGGGGUACAACUAA